CACUUAUAUUAGAUGUGUCUCAACGUGCACUAGAGUAUAAAUUUACAAUAUUAGUUAAUCUUUGAAUUGCUCUUCUUAUCGAUAUAAGUUAAUCUUUUAGAAAGCGACUUGAUAUUUGACAUCGAUCUACAGAGUACUAGAGGCUAGCAUGGUGGUGAAAUGGCAUGGAUUUGGGCGACUCCACAAAACCAUUCCACUUCAUUCAAUGUCAUCACCCAAGUGUCCCCAUCUGGACACGUGUGUGGCCACGUACUCGUGUUAAGUGCCAGCAAGAAUACAAGCCUAGCUAAAAACUGUGCAUUUAAAUAAGUUAACACAAAUUAAAAGUGCGUAAUGGUAAAAAGCAGCUACGUAGUAGAUAGAUAGAUAGAUACACGAUGGCGCUGGAUGUAAUUCACAAGUUUCUGAACCUGGUAGCUCCGCCCUUCACCUUCUUCGCUCUGCUUCUAUUGUGGGCCCCAUUCCAAGUCUUCAAGUUUUUCCUCUCAAUUUUGGGCUCAGCUACCGCCGAGGAUGUCGCCGGCAAGGUAAUCAUCAUUACCGGCGCUUCCUCCGGCAUUGGUGAGCAUCUUGCAUAUGAGUACGCGAAACGGGGAGCAUGUUUAGUUCUUGUCGCAAGGAGAGAGGUAAGUCUACAAGAAGUAGCCAAUCGGGCUUUACACAUGGGAGCUCCAGAAGCUCUAGCCAUCCGAGCAGAUGUUUCCAUUGUAGAAGACUGUAGAAGGAUUGUGGAUCAAGCCAUUAGUCACUUUGGCCGCAUUGAUCAUCUGGUUAACAAUGCUGGGAUAUCCUCAAUUUCAUUGUUUGAAGAGGUCGAGGAUCUCACUUCUCUUCGGCCCGUUAUGGACAUAAACUUCUGGGGAUCAGUGUAUAUGACUCGCUUCGCAUCUCCUCAUCUCAGGAAGAGCAACGGCAGAAUUGUCGUGAUAUCAUCAUCCGCGGCUUGGUUAUCUGCACCCAGAAUGAGCAUUUACAAUAUAUAAAAAUUACUGCGGUGACUCCUGGAUUUAUAGAGUCAGAACUUACUCAAGGAAAGCACUUGGAUAACACCGGCCAGUUAGACGUUAACAGCCAUUUGAGGGAUGUGCAGGUGAACAUAAUCCCUAUAGGGAGGGUGGAAGCGUGUGCCAAGGCGAUCCUGAAUAGUGCUUGUCAUGGGGAGAGGUAUCUGACCCACCCGCCCUGGUUCAAAGUGACCUAUUGGUGGAAGCUCUUCACCCCUGAGAUGCUCCACUAUUACCAUAUGCUGCUUUUCAUGACUUUUCCAGGCGGAAGUACUUCACCACUCGGCAAGAAGAUACUGGAUUUCACUGGCUGUCGGGAAAUCAUCUACCCAAAAUCACUCCUUGAAUCUACACCAAAAAUUGACUAAUCAAUCAUUUUCU
Molecule: messenger RNA, 1385 nt
Organism: Cuscuta epithymum
Lineage: Eukaryota; Viridiplantae; Streptophyta; Magnoliopsida; Solanales; Convolvulaceae
Source: the annotation of a GenBank genome assembly